Octopus bimaculoides (California two-spot octopus) is the source of this 1278-nucleotide messenger RNA. RefSeq names its product serine/threonine-protein kinase MRCK beta. The record is from RefSeq and is a predicted model, not a curated record. NCBI's taxonomy places the organism in Eukaryota, Metazoa, Mollusca, Cephalopoda, Octopoda, Octopodidae.
UACCUGGUCAUGGACUACUACUGCGGGGGUGACCUCUUGACCCUUCUGAGCAAGUACGAAGAAAGGCUCCCCGAAGACAUGGCGCGAUUCUACAUCGCCGAGAUGGUCUUAGCCAUUCACUCUCUGCACAUGUUGCGAUACGUGCACAGAGACAUCAAGCCGGAUAAUGUACUCCUAGAUAAACAUGGCCACAUCGUGCUAGCGGAUUUUGGGUCUUGCCUGAAGUUGCUGUCGGACGGCACGGUCCAGUCGUCUGUAGCUGUUGGCACCCCAGAUUAUAUCUCCCCAGAAAUACUCAGAGCAAUGGAAGACGGACAUGGCCGCUACGGGCCCGAGUGCGACUGGUGGUCCCUUGGCGUUUGUAUGUACGAGAUGCUUUACGGGGAAACUCCAUUUUAUGCAGAAUCCUUAGUUGAAACCUAUGGCAAAAUUAUGAAUCACCAGAACCGCUUUGAAUUCCCCGACGACGGCGACGUGACCCCGGAAGCGAAGGACCUUAUGCGACGGCUCAUAUGCAACGCUGAUGACCGGUUCGGCAAAAGGGGUCUCGAGGAUUUUCAAACCCAUCCCUGGUUCAAAGGAAUCGAAUGGGAAAACAUCCGAAACAUAAAGGCCCAGUAUAUACCGGAAGUUAGCAGCCCCACUGACACAUCGAACUUCGAUGUGGAUGAGACAGAUUUUAGACGACAUACGGAUUCUCAAGCGCCGUCGAGUCACCAAGGAACGUUUCGAGGCCUUCAUUUGCCCUUCAUUGGGUUCACAUUUACUGAAAACAAUUUGCUGUCAGAUUUAAACAGCUUGAAAACAGACUUUGACGCGACGGACUCGCCCCAAAAUAGCAAGCUCGAGGACCUGGAACAGACCAUUGCUGAUCUAGAACGAGAGAAGAAGGCCCUAGCAGACAAAUUAAAAGAAGCGCUCGAAACAGCUGUAAGUGCUUCAGCCGGUGAAAUCUCUGUCGUGGACGCGGGUGCCGCGGCAGGGGCAGGGCCAUCUAAGUCUGUGAAACAGCUGAAAGAAGAGGUGGCGUCUCUGCACAAGCUCGUCGCAGUGAAACAAGAUGAAAUAAACGGGCUCCAACAUGAUGUCAAGAAGACCCACGAUCUGAAAGGGGAACUCGAACGGCGCCUUCGCCUUAUUGAAACCGAGAAGAACACAUUACAAAAGGAAUUCUACGAUAUACAGAAUAAAUACAAGAUCCAAACACGAGAGUUAAAGGAAGUUAUAUCUAAGCAGAAAAUCACCAUGGAAAGAUUCACCGAUACGUCAGACGUGUAA